Molecule: messenger RNA, 2265 nt
Organism: Nymphaea colorata (pocket water lily)
Lineage: Eukaryota; Viridiplantae; Streptophyta; Magnoliopsida; Nymphaeales; Nymphaeaceae
Product: protein GRAVITROPIC IN THE LIGHT 1-like
Exons: 1
Coding region: 432-1820 (462 amino acids)
Biological process (GO): negative gravitropism; response to red or far red light
Source: RefSeq, a predicted model, not a curated record
GCCAUGGUUUUGCAUUGAAAGACGAUUCUUCUCUUCGUGAGAUCGUCAAGAAAGCAUGUAAGGGUAAAGACAAAUUCUUCCCCAUAAAGGAGUUUUCCACACUCCAAACCAGACCUCACCUUCCCUUUUCUCUCCCCAACUCGGACUAAUCGACAAAAAUUUCUCCAUCGCUUUUCCGUUAAAACUUCAGGCAGGAUAUUGCAUUCUGCCAAAUCUUCCUUUUUCUUCUUCAUGGGAAGAGGAAGAGUCCUAAAUUUGGGUCUUUUUGAUGGUUGUAGCGCAUAAGAGAGUCGUCAUUGCACCGACCGCUCAAGGCAAGAAACGAAGAGAAAAAUAGAGAAGAAGCAGAGAAAUGCCAGAGUUAAACUGUUUGCCUUAGUUGGUGUUCCAGUUUUUUUGCUUUGUAGCCACUUCAAGCCUUCUAGUAGAAGAUGCAGGAGAUGGAGAAGGAAGAAGGCACGGUGAAACCUCCCCAGAUCACGGAGCUGUUCCAGCGGCUCGCCAGCGUCUGCAAAUCCAAAACCAUAGAGUUUUUCGCUGAGGAAGACGAAUACGAGCAGAUUCCGGCUAUGGGGGACGACGACUUUGACUCGAAGGAGGAGCUGAUCACAGACCAGAAGGUGGUCGUGAUCAAGCCCGACCAUCUUCGUGACCCAUCUGAAAUGCCCCAAAUUGGUACCUCCCCGAAUCUUGACUCCUUCCUUUCUUGCAUUUUCGCCAAUAUUGCCGCCUUCGAAUCUGCUUACCUUCAGUUGCAAACGGCACACACGCCAUUUGAUGUUGAAAACGUGAAGGCGGCAGACCGGUCGGCCAUUGCCCAACUUCGGAAGCUCUCUGAAGUCAAGCAUUCUUAUCGGACUUGUAGUGAAUUGCCCUCCUUGAAUUGGCUUCUUGAGGCACAAGUGGAGGAGAGGCAGAGUAUGCUUAGGACCUAUGAGAUGACAGUGAACCGUCUUCAAUCCGAGAUCGAUCGGAUGGAUUCUGAGGCGUCGGUGCUGAAGGCGCACAAGGAGAAGUUGAUCAGGAGGAAUUCAGUAUUGACGAAACGAUUGGAAGAGUUGAAUUUUAGAAGGGCCUCGCUGUCCUUGAGUGUUUUUGAUUCCGCAUUGCGGGAAGCAAUCAGGUUGUCUCAUAGCUUCACGAAGGUUCUUAUUGACUACAUGAAGCAUAAGAGGUGGGACUUGGAUUCUGCUGCGGAUUCACUUCAUCCAGGAAUAGAUUACGCAAAAAAGGGGCAUAACAGAUACGCAUUCUUAUCAUAUGUUUGUCUAGAGAUGUUCCGAGGAUUCGAUGAUGAAAGCUUUUCGGAAUUGAACGUCUCAUCAUUUGAAGAGAAGGAUCACUUGAAGCGAUUCAUUAGCUGUAGCUCAAUUGAUGCACUUGAGGUUUUGAGGAGGGAAGAAGAAGGUGGGUUCUCUAAAUUCUGCCGGAAAAAGUAUUUGCAGCUAGUGCAUCCUAAGAUGGAACUUUCAUUCUUAGGCAAUACGGAACAGAGGGACGUAAUAGCGAACUAUAGUUGCUCUAGCUGGCCUCUGACUAACCCUCUACUUGUAUCGUUUGUGAAGAUGGCACACGCGAUUUGGUUGUUACAUAUAUUAGCCUCUGCAUUCGAAUCUGCACUUGGCAUUUUUCAAGUCAAAAGAGGCGCUCGGUUCUCUAUGGUUUUCAUGGAAAAUGUUGUUCGGAAGUCAGUUGUGGCUGAUUCAGGUGAUGCUGGUUCAGCGCCCAUUGUAGGGUUUACCGUAGUUCCUGGGUUCAGAAUUGGCAAGACAGUCAUUCAAUGUCAAGUCUAUCUAGACGGCAUGAGAUGUAUAGAAUGAUUGAAGCGUAUUUACCAAUUAUAAACAAAAAAAGUUGAGGAUUGAAUUCCUUGGUGUAAUGGUUUAGCCACUUGGUGAAGAAGUCAUGAUAAAGCAAGCGUCCUGUUUCUGCAGCUUUCUUAGUUCUCUUGGCUAGAGCCUUUCAAAUAUGUCUAAUUUGAAGCUCCCAAAUUCGAAGUUUGGCUGAUUGAUGUCGUCUCUAGUGGAACUGAAUAAGUAGCAAGGUGCUAAUGGUGGCUUCCUCCUUCCAGCUUUGUAACAUUAAUUUGUAUCAUUGAGUUAGCUAUACACUAGAUAGCCUCGACUCCGUGGUUGUACAUUAUAUUUCUGUCAAUCAGAAUUCAUGAGAAUCACAUUUUCUCUUCAGAAAGGCCCUUGCAUUUGAUUCUGAGCGUCGUGAAAUAGUCAUUACUUUAACGUAUUUGACAGUAUCCUCACUUUCUUA